GCGUAACUAGGCAACCCGGAGGAAGCCUGCCAGCCAGCCGUGGAACGCAUACAGAGAUCAGCUGAUGUGGAUGGGCGGGACUUCAGUAGAGAAAGCCCCUGUGAUUCCGGGAGACGGGCUGUGUAUUCGGGGUGAAGAGAGGGGACCCCCAGCAUUUCCGGGAGAGCUGACACAGCUAUGUGAGAGAUAUGACUGAGACGUGCCUUAUGUGUGUGUUCCUGUAUGGCAGGUCCUGGGCUCCUGAGUAGCCAGCGGUACAUCAGCUGACCUCUGCCAGGGACAUCCGGAGGAAUGACAAGUUGGUGAUCAGAAGAUCCUUCUAUCUCUGACCAGAAUACAAUAUACAUAAAGGACACAAUGGCUCCACGGUACGAGACUCGCCACUAUUGUGGCCAGCGCUAGCCACAGUAUCCGGUGACAACAGAACCAGGCUGAGAAUUUGGUGCACCUGACAAGAGCCACAUUUGUACUAAUUGAAUCUGCGUGGAGAUUGCGGUCUGUCAGUGUGAUAUGGAAGUUUAAAGGAAGACUCUCACCUUUUUAGGAAAGUCGUAGAGUAUGGCACAGGUGGUUGAACAUGGCCUACCUACGCAAACGGUGGGGAAGCCCAGUACCAGUAAAAGUGACGCACAGGAGGAAAUGGAUGUUUCAGAAACACAAUGGGGUUGGUUUUAUCUGGCAGAAUGUGGAAAAUGGCAUAUGUUUGAGUCAAGUCCAUCUGAGUAUUGCUCGAUAACAAGUCAAGAGCUUGAACAGCGUUACCGCGAAAAUCCACAUAGCUCCGUAGAAUUUUCAACGGUGAAGUUCAACUAUCGUAUAGAUUUCACAGAAAUGUGUCAGACCAAUCUAUGCAGUGGCACAAAACGGCCAGUAAAGAGAGCCCCGUUUUCAAUCUCUGCAUUCAGUUAUAUCUGUGACAAUGGAUCGAUCCCGUUGCCAUCCCACUGGGAGCAUGUGAACAGCACCCAGCCUUAUCAGCUCAUCCCCCUAAUCAAGGUAUGCAAUGAAUAUAAGGAAGUAGCCAACCUGUUUGGACAGUCGAUGGACCAGAACCGCAUCACAAAGAUUCUACGAUUGCAGAAUCUGGAUCUGUGGGAAUUUUACUGCAGGAAGAAAGCUCAAAUGAAAAAGAAGAAAGGAGUGUCUGUAAUUGCGGAGGAGAUGCUCUUUCACGGUACAAGCAAUGAAUAUGUCGGUGCAAUAUGCAUUCAUAAUUUUGACUGGCGAUUGAAUGGUAUACAUGGCACCGUUUAUGGAAAAGGUACAUACUUUGCAAAGCAAGCCUCGUUAUCAAGCCAAUACUGUAAAAAUAGCAGCAAGCACAGCAUGACGCUGGGACUGCACGGCGUGAACCCUUUCUUUUGCAGCUCAUUUACAAACAAAUCCAUGUUCCUGGCCAGGGUCAUAGUUGGAGAUUACACCACAGGAAACAAGACCUACAUCCGGCCGCCCUCAAAGGAUGGGAGUCUCGUCAACUUGUAUGACAGCUGCGUGGACAAUCCUUUUUCUCCGCUCCUUUAUGUCAUUUUUGACAGCAAUCAGAUCUACCCAGAGUACAUCAUACAGUUUGACUGACUUUAUUUAUUAAAUUUUUUAUUUAUAA
Molecule: messenger RNA, 1603 nt
Organism: Rana temporaria (common frog)
Lineage: Eukaryota; Metazoa; Chordata; Amphibia; Anura; Ranidae
Gene: PARP11
Product: poly(ADP-ribose) polymerase family member 11
Exons: 9
Coding region: 559-1575 (338 amino acids)
Molecular function (GO): NAD+ poly-ADP-ribosyltransferase activity; zinc ion binding
Source: RefSeq, a predicted model, not a curated record